Histoplasma capsulatum G186AR is the source of this 873-nucleotide messenger RNA. RefSeq names its product nuclear and cytoplasmic polyadenylated RNA-binding protein pub1. NCBI's taxonomy places the organism in Eukaryota, Fungi, Ascomycota, Eurotiomycetes, Onygenales, Ajellomycetaceae. Gene Ontology annotation, molecular function: mRNA binding. The transcript has 4 exons. Gene Ontology annotation, cellular component: cytoplasmic stress granule. Gene Ontology annotation, biological process: cytoplasmic stress granule assembly; regulation of mRNA stability; nuclear-transcribed mRNA catabolic process, nonsense-mediated decay. The record is from RefSeq and is a predicted model, not a curated record. The coding region runs from base 1 to 873 and encodes 290 amino acids.
AUGGCUGAGAACGCCCAGCCCACCACUUCUUCUACCCUUCCUCCCCCUCCCCAACCCUCUGCAGGUGCCCCUGGUCAGCAACAGUUCGAUGGGUCCCAGGGCAACGGGCAGGCAAAUCCGGCACAUAUGCCUCCACCACCUCUUCCCCCUGUCGUGAUCCCCCAGAACACCAAUCCGAUUCCGACGGCGAUCACCUCUCCGAUGACCGGCAACAUGAUGUCCCCGUCCAGCACCGGCGGCUUUGUCCGUCGGGCUGCUCCCGAACCAAACAAGCGCGCUCUGUAUAUUGGAGGUCUUGAUGCUCGCGUCACCGAAGACAUCUUGAGGCAGAUCUUUGAAACCACCGGGCACGUGCAGAGUGUCAAGAUCAUUCCCGACAAGAAUAGCAAAGGUUUGAACUACGGUUUCGUUGAAUACGACGACCCAGGCGCCGCUGAACGAGCCAUGUCUACCCUCAACGGACGCCGUGUGCACCAGUCUGAAAUUCGCGUGAACUGGGCGUACCAGUCAAACAACAACAACAAGGAAGACACUUCAAACCAUUUCCAUAUCUUUGUUGGUGACCUGAGUAACGAAGUCAACGAUGAGGUUCUGCUCCAGGCAUUCUCUGCCUUCGGCUCUGUUUCAGAAGCCCGUGUCAUAGUGGCUGGGUUCUCGUGCUAUCCGUUGCAACUGGGCAAACCAGAAGGGCCAGCCGUCCAUCUCCCAGCAGCAAGCUAUGGCUGCAAUGGGCAUGACCCCGUCCACCCCAUUUGGCCACCACCAUUUCCCCACCCAUGGAGUCCAAAGUUACGACAUGGUCGCGGCUCAAACACCCCAAUGGCAAACCACCUGCUAUGUUGGGAACUUGACCCCAUAUACCACACGGAAUGA